AUGCAGACCCCGUCCUCACUGCCUGCCGCUUUCCACGCGCAGCCCUUCCAUCAGCUCCAGUCCAGCACGUCAACGGUUUCUUCCCAUCAAAGCCAGACCUUCGACCCAGUGUCCUACAACUGUGCUGUGUUCGAGUGUUCCGCCUCGUUUCCCUCCGUCCCGUCCUAUACCACGCACGAGCAUUUCGAUGCGCCUUUGGGUCAAGAAUACGGCUACUACUACGCGACGUUCAGCAACUCGUCCUAUCUCGCCGAUGGCGCUUGCGAUGUAUACGCGGAGGCACACACCGAACCUGGUUAUAGAUGCUGCGGACUCGACCUCGCCGACAUGCACACUCUCGUCGAGCACUUUGAGGAUGCGCAUGCCCUACACAUCGACCCCUCUGCGAUGGUCAAGCACCAGUAUCUCCAGCAUGUGUUGGCGCGAGCGGCCCAAGGAGUUCAGUCAGCAUACGAGCCUCAAAGGCUUGAUACGCCUCUUUGUAUGGGCCACGAUUACAAAUCGCUUCAUGGUCCCUCAGUCUGGCCCUCCUACGUCUCGACAAACAGUGCAGAAUUCUCCUGUCGCAAGCCGUGCCUUCCAACGUCGCGCGCGUCAGAUGCUGUCCGGUACGGUUCAACCGAUGGCACGGGCUCGGACGAUGGGUUGCCCUCGAGCUGUUCGGCGUCGCCAACGCCUUCUACUCCACCUAGCGCUAGCCGUCAGUGCUCUGACAUAUCCGCCGGCUAUCCUACGUUGUAUGGCCGAGGGCAAGAUGCGUUAAGCAGUCCAGUCUCUGCUUUUCACACAAGUACCAUCCAUCCUACGCCGCAGGUUCCCUGCGGGCCAUACACGGACUACGCGCGAGAGCAUCCUUCGACCGGCGACGUCGCUAUCGUUCCUGCGAUGCUUGUCGAACGUCACGACGUCUCAACCGUGAAUCAAGGCUCCGUUGCUACAGGAGUCGUUCCGCAGGACGACGUCGCUAUCGUUCCUGCGAUGCUUGCCGAUCGUCACGACGUCUCAACCGUGAAUCAAGACUUCAUUGCCACAGGAGUCACUCCUCAGGACGCGAUCUUGGCGGCCAGAAAACCAAAGCGGCCUCAAUGUAUAACAGAGAAGGUUGCUCGUCGUUCGCUGCGCAACGGGGUCAAGGUCUCCCAGCCUACUUGCGCGGACUCCCCGCCCCUUCGCCCGCCCUCGCCGUCUCCAUAUGCCAGACCCUUCCGGUGUCCCAAUCCCAUCUGCCACAAGUCGUACAAGCAGAUGAACGGCUUAACUUACCACAUAGAGCACGGCCGGUGCUCUCGUGCUCUGCCGCCGCACAUGAAGGCCGUUCAGGAGCUCCUAGCGCAGAAGGGCCUCGAUAUCAAUGACGAUCCCUCGGGCGUUGCCGCUCUUGAAGUUCAUAGUGAGGCGGAUCGUCUUGUUCGCCCAUAUGCCUGCGCUGUGGGGCAGUGCAAGCGCAGAUACAAAAGCACAGCCGGCCUGCGCUAUCACUAUAGGCAUACGGGCGCACACGGCGCGGAGGGUAUGGCUCUCCUCGCUGACGGCGAGCAUCCGGGCAUUCAAGUUCGUGGAGGCGUGAUUCAUCCAUUGCGUGCGCUGCGUCUACGACCAAUUGAGUGCACAUCAUUUGAGCCCGUCGGGAAGAUCGCCUGCGGCUCGCACAACGACAAGCCCAACGUUCACGAGAUCGCCCUCGUCGGCGGCUCCACUCGUAUCCCCCGCAUCGUCGAGCUCGUUUCGGACCUCUUCAACGGCAAGGAGCCUCGCAAGUCGACCAACCCCGACGACGCCGUCGCUUACGGUGCCGCCGCCCAGGCCGCUAUCCUCACUGGUGACGCUUCUGAGAAAACCCAGGGCUUGCUCCUCCUCGACGUCGCGCCCUUGUCUCUUGGCAUGUCACAUGUCCAUCCUACCUUAUCUACGCUUUCUACUGACUUUGCCAUCAGUAUCGAGACCGUCCGUGGUGUCAUGACGCCUCUGAUCAAGCGCAAGACGACCAUUCCGACCAGGCAGUCGGGGAUAGGCUGGUGA
This is a messenger RNA of Peniophora sp. CBMAI 1063, 2019 nucleotides long. The record is from the annotation of a GenBank genome assembly. Lineage: Eukaryota; Fungi; Basidiomycota; Agaricomycetes; Russulales; Peniophoraceae.